Molecule: messenger RNA, 903 nt
Organism: Ochotona princeps (American pika)
Lineage: Eukaryota; Metazoa; Chordata; Mammalia; Lagomorpha; Ochotonidae
Product: sialomucin core protein 24
Cellular component (GO): lysosome; endosome
Source: RefSeq, a predicted model, not a curated record
AUGUCAGGCCUCUGCCGCAGGCUGCUUUGGGCCACCGCCUGCCUGGCUGCGCUCUGCAUCCUGUGCGUGGACUCCAACAGUACCUUGGCCCUGGCCCUGGCCCUGACCCUGAGCAGGACUAACACCUCGACUGUAAUGCCCACCAUGAUAGUGCUGACAUCCAGUACGCCUGCCCCAUCGACCAGCACUCCAGCACUAGAAACGUGUGAGCGUGGCAGCUGUGCCUCCUGUUCUAAUACUGGUAUUGGUGAUGUUACCUGUGUUUGGUUAGAAUGCAAAGAAAAGAGCUACUGUUCACAUAAUUCAUCAGCGGGGUGCAAAGUGGUGAACAGCACUACUACUGCUACUGCUCCAGUGCCAACCGCUUCUACAGCUAAAACCACAACCCGGCCUGCAACUUCUACCACAGCUACUACCUCAGGUGCAACAAAUACCACUUUUACCCUAACCUUAUCACCUGGGCGGAAGUCCACCUUUGAUACAGCCAGUUUUAUUGGAGGAAUUGUCUUUGUCUUGGGUGUGCAGGUUGUAAUUUUCUUUCUCUAUAAAUUCUGCAAAUCUAAAGAACGAAAUUGCCACACUUUGUAAACAGACCCAUUGAAUUCACAAGGACUGGCGAUUCAUUUGAGUAACUCACUGAAACCAAAAUACUCUUUCUGAAGAAGUCCCACGUGGAAGACACUAUUCCAGGAUCUUUACAUUUCCAUGGGAUGCAUACAGAAUGUGCAGGAACAUCAUUCUGGAAAAAAAAUAGGUUAAACCAUUUUGCUCAACAGGAAUAUUUACAAUAUUCUGCAUAAAUCCUUGUGGCUGUCACCUUUUAUUUUAAAUGGCUGCUGCUGUGGGUUAUGUUUCUUUUCUUAACAUGCCAAAUGUAACUUUCUGUAAGUGAUGGAAAAUGUU